Heterobilharzia americana is the source of this 4682-nucleotide messenger RNA. The record is from the annotation of a GenBank genome assembly. NCBI's taxonomy places the organism in Eukaryota, Metazoa, Platyhelminthes, Trematoda, Strigeidida, Schistosomatidae.
UCAAUCGGUUCUGCUUAAUAGUUUUCAUGAAAAGACUAAAACACUAGUAUACAAUUACACUCAGCUGACGGGUUAUAGAGAGGACGAAGUGGAUUUCAUUGACUUCACUGAUGAUCACAAACGAAAUGUUACAAUAACCAUCAAUCUAUUAAAAGAGGUAACAUUUCAAUAAAUACUCAUCAAUUUACUCCGUAGAAUAAAAAACGUGAAUAUCUAAAUUUGCAACCAUAUCUCUUCACUUUUUGUUAAGAUUUUGAUAAAUGAUGUCUACUGUAACUAUUCAUAUCCUUCAAAAGUAGCAUACCAAUAACUAUGGAAAUGAAACUUUUUAUGACUCUUGUUAGUAUUCUACUUUGAGCUGGAUUCUUAUCCUUCAAGAAGAUAGACUGGAGGAAGACUGUCAACAAAACUCCACUGAGUUGACUAUUGAUUGAAGCUUUUGAAGGCCACAAAGUAUGGUCUUUUAAUAAAACAUCUCGGUGGCAAUGAUGUAGAAUAAUGAAGAAUGAGUAAAAUACAUGAAAUAAUAAAUCAUUAGAUCAGUCAUACAGUGUCUCCAAUCAGUAGGUUAAUUGGAAAUAUUACUGUAUAAACAACAAGUUUUGAGAAGACUGAGAUAGAUCUGAAAGUAAAGCCAGUCGAAGGUAGAUAAUGUGUGGGAAGGUUUACUCAUCAUAACCAUUAGAUUUCAAGGGGUACAUAGUCGAAACGGUUUACUCACACCAGUUGUGUGCGUUUGAGGCUACAAUUCUCAGUGAGAGUUAAAGAAAUUAAGUGGAGGUAUUCGAAGUAUAAUUAUCUUUCAAUGGUAUUGUAAUAUUUGGCAGGAUUAAUUUCAGAACAACAAGGAAAGUUGUGAGAAAUAAAAAGAUAACGAUGAAUUGCAAACUGUGAGACAUCAGCUUAUGCAGUUGGUGAAAUAGAGUACACCUCUUUACAUGCAGUGUUCCAUUUUAUUCUAACAGGAAAAAGAAGGAAGAGUUAUUAUUGACGGUAACAAGCGGGGCAUCUGCAUAGGAGCUCGUAUUCCAAUAAAGGUAGAACAGUUCGAUCAAAAAUACAACGGAGAAUGACAAGCAUAUCAAUAAAUAGUAACAACAAGCGUAUUUCAUAGCAGUUGUCUGUAGAGAAAGGCAAAAGUAAGCGUGUAGUCUUAAAGUUUACGUGGAAUAUUUGGAGUGUACAUCUGCAAUGCAACGAUAUCAUAAUGUAAAACAAUGACAUUACCCUGAACACCUAACCCUUGCCUGUUACCAAACUGAUUCGAACCACUUCAUCCUGUUAAUGAAUAGUCAGUAACAGAAAAUAGUAGUUUACCACUGUUCAACUUAAAUUUGUAUAACUUCAUUAAAUUCGAACUCCAUAUUUACUCCAGUGUAAAACAAUUACGGUGCUGUGAUCGGUUUUGACCUUUCUUUCAACUAGCUGCUAUCACGUCUCUGCAAAAUGACCCAUAGGAAAUGUUUGUUAACAGCUGAAACAGGAUGCUAGAAUAUUGAAAAGUACAACUUUCUCUUGUAAAAAUUUAGUAGUUCAAAACAUUUGUGAACAUUAGUUUACAUAGAAUUUAGAGGGUGAUCUUCUGAUGAGUAAAGACUUGAUAAGUUAGCAUUGGAUAGCUGACUUAGAAACAGCUGGAUCAGAGGCAAAUAAACAAUAGAUUACCUUUCUUUCCUUAAUUUUGUUUCAGCAGGUAAUAUAUUCAUAUUGUUCCCAACUAUUAUUAGAAUUGUUAAAGGAAGUGACUCUCCCAGGCAUUUGUUCGAUUCAAACGUUUCAUUUCACAACUGUGUCAUCUUUAUAAUAACGCUGUGCUCUUUCUGACUUAUCAAUAUUUUACAUUCAUCAGUCAAGUGUAGACUGAUAAAUAGAGCCCAUUCUAGAAAAAAUAAUCAAUUAUAAGGAGGAAAGUAGCUUCUUACGUAAAACUAGCAUUAUAAUUUCCAUCACAUGUUAUUGUACUAUUCUUUUGAUUGUUAGACAGAAAGCAAAAAUUUAUGAACUGACAGCCAUGCCUAGCCAAGCAUAACAAAAUGAGUAAAUUCUAUUAUUUUCUAAACGAGUAUUUUGGACACGAAUAUGAUUGAUCUUAUAUGCCUUGGUCAUCUGUUAGUCAUAUUUCACUGAAAUUAUUGAUGUGAUGCUAUUGAACAAAGCUCAGUAAGAUUAAUCCUAUAAUCAGUCAUCCUGAAAUGAUUGGCAGUAGGUGAUGCUUGAUUUCAACCCAUUUUGUUAAGUAUGGUGGAUCUACGCAAGCGUGAAUAAGCAAAUAUAUAUGCUAUUUUUCAUCUUUCAAUAUAUAACUUAGAUACAGUCGUUCAACUUAAAAAGCUUGUCCGAAUAGACUUGUUUCACGUACUUCUAGAAUAUGAUCUUUUCUCUAAAGUUAUUUUCAGUAGUAUUCAUAUUCUUGAAAUGGUGUUUGAUGGGAUAGAUUCAUAAGUAUUCUGCGUCAGAUUUGAAGAUUUUCAUGACAGUCUCGUAAAAUUGAUCUACCUGAGAGCCUGAUCUAUCUGCAACCUCUUUGUCAGUUAAAGCGACUAAAGCUCUUUGGACUCAUUACACAAGAAAUGAUAUGUUUAGCUCUUUCUUUUAACCUACGUGGCCUGAGUUAAUGUGGUGAUUUAUGAGCAAAUUGUCUUUCUGCUUCAUAUGACUGAGAAUGUUGCCAGUAACUAGACUCAAGCAUGAUCUUAAGUAUAUACAGAUGUCAACUAUAUAACUAGAGGAAGCUAAGAAACAAUGAGCUAUUGUUACGUCGUAGUUUAGCACCUUUCAGUAUUCCGACAACACCAUUUAUGUAAUAGCAGAUGACUUUAUUGCUAAAGAGAAUGCAAAAUCUGUAUCUAAGCAUUCUGAUUCUGCAGAUGACUACCGAAUUACUCACAGAGAGACAUGAGGAUCCCAUUAGCCCAAAAUCCCGUUCAGAAAAUAUGAGGGUAAAUUGCUGUAGAGCACCAUAUGGCAACAAAACAACUGCUAACAGCCGUUUGGUUCUACACUGAUUUUUGGCUUGUAUAUACUUAUACUGUAGACUAUUUUUAAACCAUUCAACUUCUUACCAAUUUUUCAGUUUUUAAGUAAAUCAUCUAUGUAGAUCAUGUUCAUUGUUGUAUUAGUGAACACAAACCAAUGAAGGCAAUCGUUUUGCAGUACUUUGGAAUGUCUUUUCCAUUUUAAUCAUUCGGAGAUGCAUUUUUAAUGUUUUUUACUCUACAUAAUCUUCAGAAGCUAAUGAUUGUUAAUAAUUUUAUCAAGACUGCAGCAUUUGAUGUGAAAUUUCACCAAAUAUACCGAUGAACUUGAGAUACCGAAGACAGGAAUAUCUAGAGCUCCUUGCUGAUGACGACGAUGAUGAUAAUGCGUCGUACUCAACUUAAGCCUCACCUUACCAAAUGCAUGAGAAACAAUACAGUACAACCUAUGAUCUUUCAUAUGCUUGAAUGAGGUUUUAGCGUCACACACUUCUCCAGAAUCAAUAGCCUAGGGUUCGACGAGAUUCAACAUUGAUGCUGACCUUCAUAAUUUUAUCAGACUUGCUAAGCUGAAGACAAACGGUCAAGCACCUACGCCAUUUGGUACACUGUCGUGUUAUGUUGCACUAUUGGCAAUCGAUCCUCUAGUCAGUUAUUUGGAAUGCAUCGGUAUCUUGGCACUAUUUCAGAAGUACACUAUUCCAUUCGACUAGGGUAUUAUGUUCUUCCUUGGUCUCGCAUACUUGGGUAUAUAACAAGUACGCAUAAUUGAUGGUUGACCUCUGUGUCAGUCGAGUUCGAACCAGGACAAUUCCUAAAAGGAACGAUAGUCAGAGAACAAAACGAAUCUCUGGGGAAUAUUUAGAAAAGGAUUCAAAUGAAGACGAGAAUAUUUUGUUGAAUAAAAAUGAGAUAAAAAACAAAAAUGAAGCUGUGAUAAUUUGUAACCUUCUCCGUAUCCUGCGUAAACAAUAACUGUGAGUUAUUCAGAGCAAAAGGAUAAACAAAGUUAGAUUCAGGAAAUAAUAGAUAAUUGAGAAAUGCUAAAAAUUUAUUUGUAAAACUUAACACAGUCUUAUUAAAGACUUACUUUAACUUCAUGUCACGAAAGAGAGGAAUUACAAAACUAAGGAAGCCAAAACGAAACAACCUGCAACACAUUCAUUGUGUACAAACCUUGGGACCAGGUGAUCAACUACACUUGUUAUACAAACGCUGUUUAUACUAACUGGCUACCUAAACCUUCAUUGAUGUGUCGACGGUCAAACUUGUAACUGAUCGUUAGAAACUAUUAGCAUAAUAAUAUAUUUCAACUAAGUGAUGUACUACAAGUUACAGACUGGAAUACGUUUGACAAUAAAGUUUUUGGAGACACUAAGAAUGCAGUUACAUGCCAUUUCAAGUUUUGUUUUGAUAUUUAUUUCCAACUGGGAAAACUAUGUCUACAUUUUGAUCAUCCUUUUUCUUUUGGACUUGAGACUAUAAUGAAAGAAAACGAAAUAUCACAUAAAGUCCAUGAAGAUACUAGUGUUCUUUGACUAAACUGUUACAUAAAGUCAGAAAUUAAACACAUGAGCCUACUAUAUAGUUAAAUGUUGUUAUAUAACAACAUGCGGGAACAUUUUAAGGAUUUUACUGGUAGUGAUCGGCUUAGUAACCAAGUAUGUGAUACUAUCUGCCCACUUGCAUUCUUGAUGAGGGUUUUUA